GCCUCACCUGUCCGGUGGGACGGGGUCCGGCGCGGCUCCUCGCCCUGCCCCGCGCCUGCUGCCGCCUGCCCGCCCCAUCCCGCCGCGCUGGGAUUUUGGGAAGGGGCGGAUGGCGAUAACAGCGAGCCGACCCGCGAGCUGCAAACCGGCUUAGGCAUCGCCCGGCUCCAGCGCUCUCAGAGCUCCUGGUGGAAAUGCCAGCGGAGAGGAGAGAGAUUCCUGCUGGGAGUUCUCUCCGGCGUCACCCUCCGGGGAGGGGGGACGGGGGGCGGGCAAAGUUCGGCUCCUAUAAAGUCAGGUCUGGUCCUCUUCAUUCAUUCCCCGGGCAGCCCCGCCGGCAGCAGCACGCCCAGCCCUUGCAGAAGAUUCGGGAGCAAACCCUGCCCUGCAGCCGCCGGAUUCGUGCGGGAUGCUGAGCAGAGCGGUGCGGGGCGCCGCGGCCGCCCUCACCUGCCUGCAGCUCCUGCUGCUCCUGUCGGCCGUGCAUUCCCGGCCCCACAGCUGGGACCAGGACCGCUCCCAGCUGGAAGCCGUGAAAAAGGAGAUCCUGGAGCGGCUGGGAAUGCCGGCACCCCCCGUCAUCCGGCGCCAGCUGGACCAGGAGAGCAUCCAGAGAGCGCAGCGGCUCUACCAGCGCAAAGCGGCGGAGCUGGCGGCGAACCGGAGCCGGGAGGAGGAGGAAGAGGAGGAAGCCGUGUCCAGGCUGCACCGCCUGACCCCCACCUUGCUGCGCUGGCUGGACACCCCCGAGGGACACCGGGACUCUCAAGGCCACCGGGACGCCCAGGGACACCGGGAGCCCCUCGGUCCCUACCGCUACCACCUCCUGCUGUCCCGCACCGCGGAUUUCCAGCGGCAGCUCCGCGUGGUGCAGGCGGAGCUGAAGCUCCUCAAGCGGCCGCCGUCCCCUCCCGGCGCCUCGGUGCCACCGCGGGUCACCAUCUCCACCCUGCGGGGGGCUGAGGGGACCCCCCAGCUCCUGCAGAGCCAAGAGCUGCGGCGGGAUUCCCUCAGCCUGGACCUGACAGGAGCCGUCCGGCCCUGGGCGGCCGGGCCCGAGGCCACGCUGCGCCUGCAGCUGGACUUCAACAGCGACAUCUCGGCCUCCCUGGCCACCUCCGGGGGGCAAACGCUGGUGCUGGAGGUGGAAACCCUGGAGAAGCCGCCUCGGGCGGCCAGGAGAGCUCGGGGGCUGGAGGAGGAGUGCGGCAAGAGCGAGGGGAAGUGCUGCCUGAAGUCGCUGAAGGUCUCCUUCCAGGACAUCGGCUGGUCGGACUGGGUGAUCGCCCCCAACAGCUACUUCAUGAGGUUCUGCGAGGGCUCCUGCCCCCACAACUACAAACCGGCCAGCAUGCACGCCCAGAUCAAAUCCCGAGUGCACUCCCUGUCCAAGGCCACCCCCCCGCCCUGCUGCGUCCCCGCUGGCUACGACCCCAUGGUGCUGAUGCACCUGGACAGCCAGGGCAGGCUGGUGUCCAGCCUCUUCGAGGACAUGCUGGUCACCAGGUGCCACUGCGCCUGACAGCUCCAGCUGGGGGGUGUCAGCAUCCAGGUGGGGCACAGCCAUCCCGACUCCUGGCAGCUCCAGCAAACCAAAAUCCAGCUCCUGUGGCACCGAGUGACACCAGACCUGGAUCCGCCCUGAGCUCAACCCUGGGUCUCCAGCAUCAAUGUCCCAAAAUCCAGCUCCUGUGGCACCGAGUGACACCAGACCUGGAUCCGCCCUGAGCUCAACCCUGGGUCUCCAGCUCCAGCAAACCAAAAUCCAGCUCCUGUGGCACCGAGUGACACCAGCCCUGGAUCCGCCCUGAGCUCAGCCCUGGGGUCUCCAGCUCCAGCAAACCAAAAUCCAGCUCCUGUGGCACCGAGUGACACCAGACCUGGAUCCGCCCUGAGCUCAGCCCUGGGGUCUCCAGCUCCAGCAAACCAAAAUCCAGCUCCUGUGGCACCAAAUUGCUCCACAUCUGUCCUGGAUCCACCCUGAUCUCUGGGGUCUCCAGCAUCAUCGUCCCAACGUCCAGCUCCUGUGGCACCAAGUGACCCCACGCCAGCCCUGGCUCUGCUUCAGCCCUGGGGUCUCCAGCUCUGCCCCCCGGCUCAGCCCCAGCACCUCCACUUGGGAUCCCUCUACCAAAAUAAUUUAUUUUCCUGUCUCUUCUCUAAUUUAAACCCAUCUUUUAUUGAGCAGGUGGGUCCUUCUCACCCCAGAGCCCCCCAAGGGCUGGGGUGGGUGCGUGCCCAGGUGUCCAUAUCCCACUCCAAACCCUCAGAGACUUAUUUAUACAACCCAGUUAUUUAUUUCUAACUUAUUGUAUUUUAUAGAAAAAUAUCCUUUUUUUUUUUUGGGGGGAGGGGAAAGAAUAAGAUGGUUUUGUGCUUUUCUCUUUCACCUAUUUCUACAAAACCGAAAGGAUGUAAUACUAAUGAAUAAAGUGAUUUUAACAGGGGUUCUGGCUGCUCCUCCUGCACUCCUCAGGGGGCUCCUUGGACCCUCAGCUCCCCUGGGAUCUGCCUCCACGUGGAUUUGCUGGUAAAUCCUCAGGGGUUUCCAGUGCCAGCAUGUGAGUAAUGCCUGGGCACUGCUCCCAGGGACCUUUGAGUUGUUUGUGUCCUUGGCAAGGGCACUGGGCGCAGCUCUGACCCCUGAGGUGACGUCCAGCUGGGAGGUGACCGUUGUCCCAUUUCCAGGGCACCCCGUGGGCACCAAAGGGAUGGGGGAGCCCCCCCGGGGGUUGGUGGCACUCGCCGUGUCCCCACCAUGGCUCCAGGGGGUGGCUCUGCUGCUCACAGGUCCCUUCUGUCCCCUCUUCCAGUGUGAUCUGGGGCUCUCCCGGGCUCAGCAGCUCCUGCUGGGGACCUGGCCUUGGGGCAGGUGGAAUAUGGGGUCUCUCUCUGGGGUGGGGAUUUUGGGGACCGGGGACUGAGGGGUGCGAGCUGUGAAGAUGGCCUCUCUGGGGACAGGGACAGGAGAAACCUGGCUUUUGGUCCCUUGGCACCCCCACUUUG
Molecule: messenger RNA, 3006 nt
Organism: Motacilla alba alba
Lineage: Eukaryota; Metazoa; Chordata; Aves; Passeriformes; Motacillidae
Gene: GDF15
Product: growth differentiation factor 15
Exons: 3
Coding region: 410-1522 (370 amino acids)
Biological process (GO): SMAD protein signal transduction
Cellular component (GO): extracellular region
Molecular function (GO): cytokine activity; growth factor activity
Source: RefSeq, a predicted model, not a curated record